Molecule: messenger RNA, 525 nt
Organism: Ostertagia ostertagi
Lineage: Eukaryota; Metazoa; Nematoda; Chromadorea; Rhabditida; Trichostrongylidae
Source: the annotation of a GenBank genome assembly
AUGUCAGAACACCCAAACAAUGAGCCUGAAGCACCUCCAGCUAAAAAGAUGUUCACAUUCCGGCAGUCAGCCUUAGCUGCAAAGGCCGAUCAAAUAUGGAACCAAAGCAAAUCUGGAUUCGGAUUUGGUAUCACACCUUCUACACAUGUUCACUUGGAGAAGAAAUCACUGGAUGACGUGCUUGGAAAGAUGGCUGCGGAAAAGAAAUUGCGACAAGAGCAAGAAGGCAAAGGGCAACCUCUCUUCGUCUUUGGGUCCAAAAUCUCGGAUCGUGUUGUAAAGGAGGAAAAAGAUGCGGCUGCUUCAAAUGGUACUGUCGCUGCUGAAAAGUGCGAAGAGGACUCGAAGCCCAAAACAGCAGAAGAGUUGUUCAAGAGUGCCGCUCAACAGGAUAAACCGCAGGAACAACACGAUUUCAUAGCUGAAGCUAAGGAGGCCGCGGAGAAGAAGAAGGAACACGAGAAGCCAAGCACGAGCAUAGUCACAGUCACAACGGGUGAAGAAAACGACGUCAAUAUAUUUCAG